This is a messenger RNA of Anoplopoma fimbria (sablefish), 2376 nucleotides long. It is a transcript of the gene rsu1, whose product is annotated as Ras suppressor protein 1. Gene Ontology annotation, molecular function: protein binding. The record is from RefSeq and is a predicted model, not a curated record. Lineage: Eukaryota; Metazoa; Chordata; Actinopteri; Perciformes; Anoplopomatidae. The coding region runs from base 119 to 952 and encodes 277 amino acids. The transcript is spliced from 9 exons.
GAGUCUCUCACAUAAACUUCCGGUAAGGGUGGCUGCUCGAAGGGAAGUCUCUAUCAGGAAUUAAAGAGCUAAUAUAUAUAUAUUUGUCCCUGCUGUUUUUCCUAACGAAAGAAAAAAAAUGUCCAAGUCAUUGAAGAAGAUAGUGGAGGAGAGUCGAGACAAGAACAUCCCGGAGGUGGAGAUGUGCGACAGGGGCAUUUCGAACAUGCUGGACAUCCCGGGACUAUUCACUCUGUCCAACAUCACUCAGCUGGUCCUCAGCCACAACAAGCUCACAGCUGUACCUGCUAACGUUUCUGAGCUGAAGAACCUGGAGGUUCUGAACAUGUUCAACAACCAGAUUGAAGAGCUGCCCACUCAGAUCAGCAGUCUGCAGAAGCUGAAACACCUCAACCUUGGUAUGAACCGUCUGAGCGGCUUGCCCAGAGGAUUCGGUUCAUUGCCUGCUCUGGAGGUGCUGGACCUCACCUACAACAACCUGAACCAGAACUCCCUGCCUGGUAACUUCUUCUACCUCACCACCCUUCGCGCUCUCUAUCUGAGUGACAACGACUUCGAGGCCCUGCCUGCCGACAUCGGGAAGCUGACCAAGCUUCAGAUAUUGAGUCUGAGGGAUAAUGAUCUCAUCUCGUUGCCUAAGGAGAUUGGGGAGUUGGCUCAACUCAAAGAGCUUCACAUCCAGGGUAACCGACUGACUGUCCUCCCCCCUGAACUAGGUAAUCUGGAUCUGACUGGUCCUAAACAGGUGUUUAAAGCAGAGAAUAAUCCCUGGGUCACUCCCAUUGCAGACCAGUUCCAGCUGGGCGUCUCCCAUGUUUUCGAAUAUGUUCGCUCGGAGACCUAUAAGUAUCUCUAUGGCAGACACAUGCAGGCCAACCCAGAACCACCGAAGAAGAGCAACGAUAAGAGUAAGAAGAUCAGCCGCAAACCGCUGGCUGCCAAGAACAAAUGAAGAGAAGACAGAGGAUGGAGAUGAAUGUUCACUUAGCUCGUAUAACAAUCACUGCAUGUGCCUUUUUUUUUCUCUCUGUCUUUUUUUAUAAAGAUGAACAUUUUGUAUUACAGUGAAAUGUAUUAAUAAUGUUCUAUAUAUGUAGUUUUAAAUAUAGUUUGGACUUACAGAUGGAUGUUUUUAUAUUUUUAUUUUCAACAUAUUUUUGGGUGCUACUUACUUACAGUGCUUGGACAUAGAUGUAACUAUUGGAAACACUUAUUUCAUAGCAAAGUUAGUUAAGAAUGUAUUAUAAUGUCAUCCUUAGUAGGUUUAUUUACAUGUGGCCCCAGAUGCCAAUCAUCAGGACAUCUGUAUCAAGAGGUCCUGCAAAGUGACACUGUUAAACUGCUACGAUACCAAAAGCAAAUGUAUGAGUCCAGUUGUCUCUGGAAAGAACUCCAACUCACAGAGGGAUGGGACACAACUUAAAAAAUCUUUGGGCAGCGUCUCACUGCUCUGUUGCUAUUUAAUGAUAAUCCAGCAUCUGGAAGUAUUUAACCCUAUAAUGACUAACCCCUGAUGUCCACUUGAUGCAGCUGUGUCACAUUCGGGUUGCGCCUCAGCCCUGACACAUCUUCAUCUCUGUUCCAAUGCAUCACCAGGAAUCACAUUUUUUUUUUGCAGAUUCAGCAGCAUUCACACAAUCAGUGCACUUCAUUUUUCUUCUUCAGAACCCUUUUUGGUCAACUAAUACUUCUGCAUACGUUCAGCUAUACAAACCAUUCAAAUAUCAAUAUGCUCACCUCUGUAAGGACUUGAAUUGCUGUAUUCAACUUUUUUUACACUAUGUUUUUUUUUUUUAAAUAUUAAGCUUUUUGAGAACCACUUCACUUUGAAGUUAUACUACUUCAGCAAACUUUCAGAUCCAGAUUUCAUUUCAAUUUUAAAAGUGGUCACAAGACUUUGAACUAUUAAACUUGUAUUCAUUUUUUGAAUGUUCCUAUUAGUUUUUCCUGAAUAUAAUGUGUUUGUAAAGAUAGCACAGCUGAAAAAAAUAGCUGCAUGUGGACAUCACAAGCAGCUAGUAAGACCGCAUAUUGUCUCUAACAGGAGCUGGUAAAAGUAAUUUGAACAACUAUACCAAAUGAUUACUAUUAGCUGUAAGAGGGAGGAAGCAGGCUCAGUUACACCUGUAAUUAAUUGUGUUCAUUACAAUGAUCUCCGAGAACAGUCAAGGCUCACUGUACCUUUCAUUCCACAUUUUCUUUGUGAAGUUAUUUUUUAAAGCAUUUUAAAGGGUCCAUCACAUCUCAGCCUGUUGCAAAGCUGAUAGAUAUAAUCAAUUUUUUAACAUUUUAAAAUUCAUUAGGCUUCACAGGCCAACAUUUACUGAAAGUAUCGUCAUGCUCGCUGUCAAGAACACUUUAAUAAAACAAUCCCAA